AUGGCGUCUUCUUCGUCGCAAGAGCUGGUCAAGCGAUCCACAGGCCAGCUCAUGGCUCCUCCGCCGCCUCCGAAGCGAAUCAAGCGCCCCGCGACUGUCCUCGAUGAAGACGUAUACACCAGCACUCUGUCCCACAUCAUUGCCCGCGAUUUCUUUCCGGGCUUACUGGAGAAUCAGGUCAAACAGGAAUAUUUGGACGCCCUUGAAUCAAAAGACAAAGCAUGGAUCGCAAGCUCUAAAAAGAAGCUGGCAGAUGUGAUGCGCACGCCCACACCCGGGUCGAAUGUAAGACGAAAAUCAGAUUACACUUCGGUCCCGAGCACACCGCAGCAUUUCCCAUCUGGACACCCCGGUGACACUCCGCAUGGUUGGGGAGGGGAUACACCAAUGUCUGUCGUAUCGACUUCCACGGCGGCAACCGAAACACGAGACCGGAAUAUUCCCGAUGUAUCGAAUAUGGGACUGGUCGCGUUCCAAGCCAAGUAUACCAGCGAAGACAACGAGUCCUUCAAUAAAGUCAUCGACAAGCAAAAUGAAAAACGGCGAGAAAAACAUCCUUGGCUCUGGAGCGGCAACAAAAUUCCUUCGGCGCGACAGAUCGCACACCACCAACGAGAAGCCAAGCGUAUCGAAGCUCAAGGUGGAAAUCCACACAAAGGCCUUAUCAAACAAGAUGAACAUGUCCAACCCGUCAUCAAAACAGACUUGGAUGCUCGCCCGGCAAAACCAGACUCGUGGAAAACUCGUCCAGACAAUACUCUUAUGUUUAUGCCUUCUUCGGUGGAAGAUAAUCACGAGACACUCGCCCAGAAAGCCGAGACUACAUCCCGAGCAGGCCCCAAGCGAACCCUAUAUCAAAACACAAGACUCUUAGAUCCAGAUGCCGCCGCCGCAGCUGAUGCAGCAAGUGCCGUGCCUGCUUCACCCUCAUUAUCCGCCAUCCAAGACGCUAUCGCAGGCCGCCCUCAUUUCAGCGAGUCCGAAGCCGCAUCUGCUUUCGCAGGCAGUGAGACUCCGAGGGUCAACGGAUACGCCUUCGUCGAUGAAGACGAGCCAGAGCCUGAAGUUGUGUAUGGCUCCAGCUCCAGAGCUGACGACACGGAAGCUGACUGGCGCCUCCUCGGGCCGGUCUCUGAAAAACCAAAUCCUUUCCAACUUGGUGAGACUCGCAAGCGCGAGGCCCUGCAUCACCGCAUGGUAGAUCGUGUCGCGCGGAACAAGCGUGCUGAAAAGGCCGCUCGUGUUACGAAGACGCCUGUCUCGUUAACGCCGCGUUUUGCCAGUAGUCCUCGGCUGGACUACGGGCUGCAGUCUACACCUGGAGCUAGCUCUAGCAGGGGUUCUGUCUCCGGAGGAAAUGCUCAGGGAAAGAUGCUUACUCCUGCGGCGCAGAAGCUGUUGCAGCAGGUCGGGAGAACACCAAGGUCUGAGAGGAAGUCUGGACUUGGAAAUGUUUGGACACCGACACCGAAGCGGAAAUGA
Molecule: messenger RNA, 1482 nt
Organism: Penicillium paradoxum
Lineage: Eukaryota; Fungi; Ascomycota; Eurotiomycetes; Eurotiales; Aspergillaceae
Product: splicing factor ESS-2 family protein
Exons: 1
Coding region: 1-1482 (493 amino acids)
Cellular component (GO): catalytic step 2 spliceosome
Source: RefSeq, a predicted model, not a curated record